AACUCGAACUCAAUUAUGAAUCCUUUAGCAGUUUUGGGCUUUGUAGCCAUUGUGGCCGUGGGCUCGUUGGCCUCACCCACUUCCCAGAGUAGCAACAUGAAGCCAUCACAAUGGUUGAAACCCAGUGAAUUGGAAAGUACACCAUCCCUGGAUGAGCUAACCUUUGAACAAUUGGAAAAUAUGCCAUUGGAGAAGGGUGCCAAAUUGGUGCGCAAGAUUUAUCAUUUGUCUCAAAUCGAUUACUCCGUGACGCCCAAUUUUGUGCCCAGCCCCAGCAAUGUCCCCGUCUACAUUUUCAACAACAAGGGCGAAAAGGAAACCUGCAACUUGAACAACUAUGUCGAUAUUGCCAAGAACAAGCCCCGAUUCGGCGAACAAGAAGUCACAGUUUUCAUUACCGGUUUACCCCAAUCCUUGGAUGAUGUCAAGAAGGCCAACAACCGUUUGAUCCAAGCCUACAUUCAACGUUACAGCCAAAAACCCCAACCACCAAAGGAUGAAGAUAGCUCCAAGUGGGAAAAUGAACAGCCAGUUGGUGGUCAUUUGGUUGUCAUCGAUUUGGGUCACACCAUCAACAGUGUCCAACGUUAUACCUCCUUGAACGUUGAAGAAACCGGAAGAAUGAUUGCUAAGACUUUCGCCGAAUUGAUGGAGGAGUGCGAUGUCGAUGUUGAGGAUAUGCAUGUUGUUGCCCAGGGUAUUGCUGCCAAUGUUGCCGGUUCCGCUGGUAAAGCUUUCCGUGACAUAACCAGCCACAAAUUGGAUCGCAUUACUGCUUUGGACCCUGCCCGUCAAGUUGCCAAGAACCCUAAAGUUUUGUCCGGUCUAGCUCGUGGAUCUGCCAAUUUCGUCGAUGCCAUUCACACCUCUGCCUUAGGCAUGGGCACCACCAGACGCGUUGGUGAUGUUGAUUUCUUCCCCAAUGGUCCAUGCGAAGGUACUCCUGGAAGCCGUAAUGUCAUCGAUGCUCAAACUCGUGCUACCCGCUACUAUGCUGAAACUGUACGUCCUGGUAAUAGCCGUAAUUUCCCCGCCUUGGAAGCUAACUCGUUGAAGAAAUACCGUAGCAAGGAAGGUUAUGGCAAGCGGGCCUAUAUGGGUAUUGCCACACGUCGUGACACCACCGGUGAUUACAUUUUGGAAGUCAACGAACAAAGUCCAUUUGGCAAACGUUCUGCUCCCCAACAGAGAUCUGUACAAUCUUUCAAUGAUGAAAGUUAUUAAGG
Molecule: messenger RNA, 1226 nt
Organism: Musca vetustissima
Lineage: Eukaryota; Metazoa; Arthropoda; Insecta; Diptera; Muscidae
Product: vitellogenin-1-like
Exons: 2
Coding region: 16-1224 (402 amino acids)
Molecular function (GO): lipase activity
Source: RefSeq, a predicted model, not a curated record